AUGUCUUUUCUCAGGACUGUUUUAAAUGACUCUCUCAUCAUUCAUCCUCCAGGCUUCUAUAUCAUCGGAUUUGAGACAUUUCCCUUCAUCAGUGUGUACUUCAUCUUUCUAUCGUUUGUUUAUGGGGUUACAGUGCUCUUCAACAGUUUGGUGAUCUAUGUAAUUGCCUUUAAUCACAUCUUACAUACUCCAAAGUUUCUGGCUGUGAUCAACCUGGCAGUAAUUGAUUUAUUCCUGAACACAUGCACUAUUCCCAGCAUGAUUAAGACGUUUCUUGUUAAAGACAACUUUGUUCCAUUCAACCUCUGUCUGUUACAGAUGUUUGUCUACUAUUCUGUUGUAUCUUUGGAGUCAUUUGCACUCGCUAUACUUGCCUACGACAGGUUAAUUGCAAUAUGUUUACCUCUGCGUCACAACUCAGUCAACACUUUGCGGAGAAUGUCUUGUAUUGUGGGCCUAACUUGGUCUUUUGCUCUGGGAGUAACAGCAUUUUCAACAGGUAUAAUGACCCGACUCUCAUUUUGCAGUUCUGUCAAAGUGUUCAGCUAUUUCUGUGACUAUGCGCCUGUGUUUAGACUUGCCUGUAAUGAUUACUCAAUGCAGUGGUCUGCAGCUUCUUUUCUCACUGUUAUGAUCCUUGUAGGACCCUUUUCUUUUAUUCUUCUGUCUUAUGUGACUAUUCUGGUGACCGUGUUCAAAAUGAAAUCUUUAGACAGUCGGAUUAAAGCUCUGUCCACUUGCAUUGAGCAUAUCAUCCUUGUUGCUGUGUUUUACAUUCCUCUCAUUACCAUUUUCACUAUUGGGUUUUAUCUGCGUCUGAUUGACCCGGACCAGCGUGUGCUGAGCCUUUCGAUGGCCUCUUGCAUCCCACCCUGCGUCAAUCCUAUUGUGUAUUCUUUGAAAACCAAAGAGAUCAAAGUCAGAGCCUUGGCUCUAGUGAGAAAAAAUCUAACUGGCACAGACCAACGUCAGAGCAAACCUUGUAGGAAUGUUAAAAUGUUUGUGUAG
This is a messenger RNA of Anoplopoma fimbria (sablefish), 1008 nucleotides long. Its product is annotated as olfactory receptor 1M1-like. Gene Ontology annotation, biological process: G protein-coupled receptor signaling pathway. Gene Ontology annotation, cellular component: membrane. The transcript has a single exon. The record is from RefSeq and is a predicted model, not a curated record. Gene Ontology annotation, molecular function: olfactory receptor activity; G protein-coupled receptor activity. Bases 1 to 1008 code for a protein of 335 amino acids. NCBI's taxonomy places the organism in Eukaryota, Metazoa, Chordata, Actinopteri, Perciformes, Anoplopomatidae.